Molecule: messenger RNA, 2100 nt
Organism: Sclerotinia trifoliorum
Lineage: Eukaryota; Fungi; Ascomycota; Leotiomycetes; Helotiales; Sclerotiniaceae
Source: the annotation of a GenBank genome assembly
AAAGAAUAAGUUGAACCUUCGCCUCUUCAUGGUACUCGAGUUAUCAUAUUUCUUUCCCCAAGAAAAACAAUCAGACAAGAAAAGACGACAAGAAAGCUUUGCAGAGUAACAAAUAUUAAUUAUGGUUCGAAUGAUUCUGGGAACGGCAGCGGGUAUGUAAAUGCUAGGGCUUUCGGUUCGGCACUUGACAGCCCCGAACCCCUCACCAAUCAUCCUCCUUUGUGAGACCCACUGACACCUUCUGAAAAGUAUCGCUAGUCCUCUCCAUGAUCAAUGCUGUAUCAGCAACAGCAGGAUUCGUCGCCAAAGAUGACAGCAUUUCAUUUGCUCUGAACAUACCAGAGAAAAAUCCAAACAAUGAUUUAUAUUUCAGCAUAUCAGGUCCGAGCAGCUGCUCCUGGAUUGUGAGUCCAAAUACCUACACAAGCAAGCAAAUCAAUUCGUCUAAUCUGAUGAACAUAGGCUGUGGGCAUGGGAUCAGAUAAGAUGAAAAAUUCCCUCAUGUUUAUGAUGUAUGCCGAUUCGACGGGGAACAAUGUAACUCUCAGCCCUCGAAUAGCUACCGGUGAGAAUGAACCAUCGCAUACCAAGGAUAUCGUGGUUGAAGCUUUUGCCGGCACACGAAUUUUUAAUGAUACUUUCACGUGGAAUGGGAGAUGUCGCAAUUGUACCUCGUGGAAAGGAGGAUCCAUAGGUCCUACAAAUAUGGAGGCAAACUUCAUAUGGGCCACUGGACCACCUGGAAACAUAAAUUCCAAUUCGUUGCAUGCCAAUAUCAAAAGACAUGAUACGUAUGGAGUUUUUGCCAUGGAUUUGUCGAAAGCGAUGGGUGCUGCAGCUGUACCUGCGGUCCCAACUUCGAAUUCCAAAGGUUCUUCCCAGUUUUCGGAGAAAGCGGAUGGUAACGUCUCGUCAGCUGCCCAUGCUGUUCUGAUGGUGUUGGUAUUCGUAGGCCUUUUGCCGUUGGGUCUAGUUAUUUUGAGGUUCUUUAAUUGUCCCAGAUGGCAUGCUCUCAACCAGACUAUAUCUCUUAUGAUCGCUCUCAUAGGCCUUGGAAUAGGUGCUCAAAUGGGUACACUUUACAAUCGGGUAUGUUUGAUCUUCCUUGAUUUCAAAACUGCUCCUCUAAUAUAAGUUACAGACGAAAGGUUUCAAAUCCGGACAUGAAAUCUUUGGCCUCAUUAUUGUGGUAGCCAUGGUCGGACAGUGGAUCCUCGGAUUUCUUCACCACCGAAUGUACAAGAAAACCUCAACCACUACCAAAUUCGCUCCUAUACACGUUUGGUUAGGUCGUAUUAUCAUCCCAGCUGGAAUCAUAAACGGAUUUAUGUAAGUAUCCUCAAACAGUACAUCCAUGAUACCCAACCUAACACAACAACAGUGGCUUCCCUCUUGCUCUUAACCCUAAAUUCGACUACGCACUCCUAGCCUGCACUCUCCUCAUUAUAAUAAUUUUCGCCCCUCUUCUAUUCUGGGGCUACAAACGUCGUCAAGCUAAAGAGAUCGAAGCAAUCACGAGCGAGACAGAAGGCUAUCAAGCAGAGCCUUGGAGAGCCCCUCAGGCGCAGUAUGAUAUUAAUCUGAAUCAUAUGAACAUGGGCUCUAACUAUGGAGUACCUCCGUCCUACAAUGCAGCCGCACAACAAAAUAUGCAGCAGCAGCAACAGACUCCGGGUCAAUCGUCGCAUAAUCUUCCAAUGCAGCAAGGGAUGCAGUUUGUUUAAGGAUCAAGUUCAACUCUACAGAACUCCUGGGUUUCUGUAAGGAAGUCUCAGCGAUCGAUUAGAUUAGGAUGAAAUCUUUGAAAUAUUGAGCAUGGCAAAGCGGAUAUACAUAUGAUUCGAGUAUUUAUGGGCAAAAGGAACAGGAACUCCAUAGUCAUAUCGGAUUAGGAUUUUAAGAUUUGGAAUACCGACCAAGGUCACCAGGGCAUAAAGGGGCGUUCGGCGUGCGUGAUAGCGCGGAGGAAAAAUGGACAAUUUCUUUAUGUAUGGCCUGGUUGCCAACAUAGGAGAAAUGGCGUUUCAGGUUACUUUUCCCUUUUAUGGAUACCAUUAAUUAAGAUACAUUCAAUGAUCCGAAGUUCUACGCAAUUUGGAA